AUGGAGCUGGAGAUGGAGGCUCAUGGCCAGCCGGAUCGAGUGCGAAAGCGCCGCCGUCGCACAAUGGCUUGCACGCAGUGUCGCUCGCGCAAAUUGAAGUGUGAUCGCGAGUAUCCCACUUGCAGCCGCUGUCUAAAGAGCAGAACUCCGAGUAAAUGUACCUACGAGGAUGGCUUCUUAUGGCAACAACCCACCACCGUGGGAACUACUGCAUUUGCGCCCGACCGUGGCUCCACUGCACCCAUGCCCCCUGGGGGUUCCCACUCGGUUGAGACGCCUCCAGAUUCGGUCAUAUCCAAAGUAGCUCGGCCGGAGACAUUCGCUCAUGGUGAACCAACUCCUAGCCACCCAAUGCACCACAUUCACCACGGUCUCUCGGGGCAUGCGCUGGCGCCGCCUUACCGGGGUCACUCGAGAGGCAAAGAGCGACGGGACUGUUUUUUGGAGACGGUGCUCGGUGCGCCCAAAGCUGCAGUGAGACAGGAGCCCUAUGGUAUCACGGGCAUACUGCAACGCCAAAAGCGACCGCAAGAGCCUCAGCAAAACUCAUCGCUGGCCGAUGAUGAUGACGUGUACGAGGAGGAAGAGGGCCCUCUCUCACCGUCCCGCCAGCUUGAUCUGUCUCCUCGGAUGAUGAUGAGAGGACGUGAAACGGGGACGCGAUUCAGUGGAUCGGGCAUUUUCGCCAACCUGGUCACACAGUUCCCUGAUAUGAAAACUUUCGCGGAGGAGGUCAAGCUUUCCAAUCCAAUCAUUACGCAGAUUCGACCCGAUUUGGAAAGAGUGAAGCGUGGUCUUUGGAAACGCGUGCCACUUAACACGCCGUUUCCUGAACCGACCACGGCCUCGCUGGUUGGGAUGCUACCCUCGCGCGGCGUGGUCGAUGAGCUGAUUAGCUUGUAUCUCACCUACAUCGAAUCAACCCACCGCAUCCUUCAUGUCCCAUCUUUUUUGCGGGAGGUUGACGAAUUCUGGGCCAUGCUAGAUAGCCCCAGCUCUCUGUCUGCGGGAUUUGCAGUCCAGUUGUUAUUGGUUCUUGCUUGUGCGUGGGAUCUAGCAGACUUUGCUAGUCUUCAAUCCAAAAACAUGACAGAGUUGAAAUGCUACACUGCCAUUGAAUGGGUGUUACAUGCCGAGAGAUGGAUCGAAAAUCUGCACAACAAGCGACCAGAGAUCCACACAAUGCGGUUAUCUAUUCUGUUGAUCCUGGCCCGGAACAGCCAUGGAAUGAAACGCAGCCAGGCCUGGCUGGCGACAGGAACGCUAGUCAAACAAGCGAUGAUGGCAGGAUAUCAUCGCGACCCGAGCCGAUAUGCACGGAUUUCCGUAUUCAACAAAGAGAUGAGGCGGCGAAUCUGGAGCACAAUAGUUGAACUGGACCUCCAGGUUGCUCUCGACCGCGGCAUGCCCCCAUCGGUGCAAAGUUACGACUUCGAUACAGCUCCGGCAUUGAACAUCCACGAUGAUGAGCUCAGUGAAAACAUCACCGAGGCCCCUGAGAGCCGACCGAUGAAUGAAGUCACGGACACAUCGUUCCAGUCUAUUCUCAGUCAAUCUUUACAUCUUCGUCUCCAAGCUUGCUCACUAAUGCACUCUCCAAGGAUCAGCUGCCGGUAUGAGGAUAUCCAGCGCCUCGACUGGGAGCUCACCAGAUGUCUUGGUCGGAUCCCUUCGUGGGCUACGACAGAACCCCGGGACAUUGUGACCCAGCACAAGGUCCUCCUGUGGAAAUCCGUGAUAGAAAGCAAGAUUUCUCAAUCUCUUCUGUCAAUACACACGCCUUUCGCUAUCGAGGCCCGCAGUGAGGCGCUUUUUGCACCAUCGGCGAGAUCUCGCGCGGACGCCGCGACUAGGAUAUUAUCUACCCAGCGUCGCAUGCACGAAACCUCGCGCUCACUCUCAUUGUGUACGCUUGGCGAGUGGACCAUUCACGCUUACCUUUCAAUCUGUCAAUUGCUGCACGCAGCGGAACCUGACAAUGUAUCCCCUCUUUAUUCCUUAUCGAUAGUAUCCACCGUCCACAAUCUACCAGGGCUCCCAGAAUCAUUGAUAUCUCUUGUGGAAACAGCCCUCAUCUCACUUGAAGAGCGAUCGCUUUUGGUGACCAAGGGCGCUAAAGAUUACUUCUUUCUAUCAACGAUUGUCGCUCUGGUCAAAGCCCGAAUUUGGCCCGCACAGGCAAUCGUAUACAAGCAACAGGUCGUCGAGCGGAUCUUGUCAUUUGCGCAAGCUCUAUUCUCCCGGCACACUGGAUGCGAACAUCUUGGGCCGCCUGGGAUGGGCAAUUUCAAGAACAACCAGGUGGCUGCGUUCACAGCGACGCCAGCAAUGGUUCCUAUCAUAUCGAAUGAAUUUGAUCCUAACGGGAUGCUGCCACCGCCGCAUCUAGGCGUUACACCACCCGGCGAUUUUGAUCCUUUCUUGGAGAUCUUCGAUUGGGAGGAUCUCACAGGUAUGACACUCCCAUGCUGA
This is a messenger RNA of Penicillium olsonii, 2472 nucleotides long. The record is from the annotation of a GenBank genome assembly. NCBI's taxonomy places the organism in Eukaryota, Fungi, Ascomycota, Eurotiomycetes, Eurotiales, Aspergillaceae.